AUGUGUUCUUUCCUCAAAACAGAUUAUGAUAUUUGGCGACGUCAACUCGGUGGACCUGGAGUACAACCAACAUCAAAAACUAAAAACGGUAUAAUAAGUCAGUAAAACUAAUUAAUAACUAAUUAAUAAUUCAUAGAGCAAAAAUCCAAUUCCAGGUACGUAAACAAAAUUUAUAGUCACGUGCAUCAGCAUGCAUGCGCCUUAGUGGUCAAAAAUACAGUAGAACUUUGUUAUUUAAAUUAGACAAAGAUUUUCAUGAAAAGAUUUUUUAUUUUGGAAGUCAUGAAUAAUUAAUGAAUAAUUAAUGAUAUAAUACUUACAAACCAAGCCAGGGGGCUUUAUUAUUUUUAUAUUCAAUUUAUCGUCUUUCUACAAUUGUGUUUAGAGCUUGUAUAUAUAUUAUAUAUAUAUUGCCAAUGCUAAUACCCUUACAUGCAUAUAUGCUGUACCUAUCCAUUACCAGUGCAUUGCAGUGUUCUUAAUUAAAGAAACUUAUAUAAUAUUUCAUAACCUCAAAAUAAGCUGUAUAUACCUCCGCCAUGUUUUUGGCGAUACUCUUUCAUGCCGAGCACUUCCUCCAGAUAUACUAUAGCUCAGUGUUAUUAAAAAUCUAUCCAUUACCAAUGAUGCUAAACAAACGUCUCACAUAUUUCAGGUUGCCGUAAAGAUAUUCUCAUCAUUGUGGACAGUUCCAAUUCUAUUGGGACAACAUUUUUCGAAAACAUACGGAAAUUCCUAUUAAAACUUGUCGAAAAAUUGAACGUGCGUGAAGAUGGCACACACCUUGGUUUCAUCACAUUCUCAAGUGCAUCUAGAACCAAGAAAUUGUUGGACGUUGGCGAGAAAACAAAUCCAAAAAAGUUACAAGAGUGGUUGAACAGUUUGAACUAUAAAAACAAACUGAUGGGCGGUUAUACCAGGACAGGUCUUGCAUUUGAGAUAGCAGACAAAGUAAGUCAACGUUUUGCUUGUACAACACACCAUAUUAAAUAGACACCUUGAUAUCAUGGAUUGUAAAAUAACUGGAUAGGAAACUUCUGACGUCAUUGACCUCAUCCUUGUUGAAAAACGUGACGUCAUGCGUAUUGCGAAUAUUACCAAAGUUCUCGGCAUUUUUGUUGUUUUGCUAUAUUUUCCACUUUAAAAGGGUGAUAUUGAAGCAUAAACUGGUCUAAUUGUUUUAAAAACAUGCCUAAGCCACGACAAAAUAUUCAAGGUAAAUGUUUUCGCCUUUGUUUUGUAUUUUUUUCCAUUUGUAGCUACGAAAUUGGCGUCACAAAUUUUAACGAAAUUUGCGAUGUAUUUUUCACUGCUUAGUGCUUGAAAUAUUUGCUAAAAUUGACUGGGAGUACUUAAUUAGAGUUUUCAUCGUAGAAUGGCGUGGUUAUAUUUAUUUGCUCUUUCACUAAAAUGUUUAGCUGAAUUAUUGCUAAACAUGCCGUUUUUGAGAAUUUGGUAUUCAACCAGGUUGGGACAUCCAACGACGCCAUCAGCCCAUUGAAAACAUUAGGUCACGUCAGCUAGUUUCCUAUCCAUUUAUUUUAUUAUCCAUGUCCACAUAUAGUUAAUGAAUGAAAAUACAUGGUUAGGAAACUUCUAAAACUUCUUUGUUUUAGGAUCACAGUUAAGAAUUAUUUUAUGUUGCUAUUGUUUUGCAUCUAUACUAUUCUAUACUAAAGCGGUUGAUGCUUGAAAGGCAGGAAAAUGUUUUAUAUUUGUUAAACAUAAAACUUUUUCCGUGUUGAUAUACACUGCAGUUAUAUCAACACGAGUGGGAAUUGGGAAAACGAGAAAUUGUGUGGAAACACGAUGCCCGAAGGGAGGAGUAUUUUCACGCAAUUUCGAGUUUUGCCAAUUUCCACGAGUGUUGAUAUAACUGUGUAUAUAUAUAUAUAUAUAGAACGAGAGAACGUCUGCAGUUGGAUGAUUCCUUGUUCUGGUCACGUGGAUUUUCCCCAGAUUUGUGGAAAGGCCUCUGAUUGGACAGUGCUUUAUUUGAAUAAUAUAUGACAAAUGAAGAUAUUUCGUUGGUUAUUGAUAAUUAGCAUGCGUUUAAAAUAAUAACACAAUUAAAUUCAGAGAUUUCCAGAUCAAGCAUCAAAGAUUUCCUUCGGGACAUACAAAGGUUUGCCGAAAGACAUGAAAUAAUCUGAAAACAAUACACCAGAAAUAUAUUGCAUACCUUUCUCGAUCAAGGGAUUUGUUUUGAAUGCGAACAAUGCUGAACGAUGAUCAUAGCCGGCAAGUCUGGUGUACAUGCAAGCUCAGUUCUUGGCGUACAUAUGGCGUAUAGUUGUUUACAAAUGGUUAUUCAAAAGGUGCAUUUUAAAGUAAUUAAAAGUUAACUGGCCAAGUAAGACGAAGUUGAACACAUUAAAGAAAAUGCUUUGUCGCGUGGGGUCGGGACAUAUAAACAGAUUGUCAAUUUUAAUAAUUGCAAUUAUAAAUUGUCAAUUUCCGUCCGAUAGUUUGUUGGGUUUUAUAUAUUUGUUGUGUUUUAUAUAUUUGUUCGCCGAGUGUCCAAACACUAGAAUUUUAUCUUGAUUUUCUUUAACUUCGAUACAGCACAAAAUUAAACUCAACAGAUUAUAUUUCGAGUCUUUCAAACCUUUAUAUGCCCCGAAGGAAAUCUUGAUUCUUAAUCUGGAAAUCUCUGAAUUUAAUUGUUAUUUUAGCGCAUGCUAAUUAUCAAUUAACCAAUGAAAUAUCUUCAUUUGUCAUAUAUUAUUUAAAUAAAUCACUGUCCAAUCAGAGACGUUUCCACAAACCUGAGGAAAAUCCACGUGACAUGCAGAACAAGGAAUCUUCAUCCAACUCACAGAAGUUCUCUCGCGCUCUUUGUCGAGAGUAACGUCUGUACACAGGCUACCAACCAAUCGAAUUAAAUUACAAAAUUCAACUAGCCAAUCAAUUGUUAGAAACAUACAAACAGAUCACUCGUAAUCAACUUGUUUUUAAAGAUGUUUAGUCAAACAAGCCCUUUGAAUAACCGCGAUACAGUAGAGGAUGUUAUAUUGUUGUUGACCGACGGAGAACCACAUGCCUCAGGAAGGGACGGAGGAGACGAAGGGGAGAGAAAAAUGGUUGUUAAGGAAACAAAUAAACUAAAGGCGAAGAAAGUUAAAAUCAUCGGCGUGGCAGCUGGAACAUCCAAGCAGAAUAAAAAGUUUAAGACGUACAUCCAAAGCUGGGUAACUAGAGGAACCAAAGUAGCAGAAAUGUCGUCGUUGCGCAAGCAGAAGCGCGACAAAGUUGUGGAUGAAAUAGUGAAUAUGCUAAUUAGUCCUUUGUGCAAUAAAAAUACAGUCCCAGGUAAGUGCUGCAGAGGUAGAAAUUUACCCCAUAAACCAAUUUCGAGUUCCCACUGCCAUCCGAAUGACGCGUUCUCAUGCGUUGGGAGAAAUUGCAGCCGAAGCGCUGUGAGUACGGGGCAGUGAGAUCCUAUGAGAAAAGUGAAGCUAAGAUGGCGGCCAUUGAUGUCCAAUAGCCCUAAAGGUCGUAUACAGUUUUUAUACCAUUUUGCCCAGCUCAAUCCGUCCGUUUUUUUUCCUAACGGACCGUAUCGCUAACCGAGUUAUCAGUUCAUAAAACCAUAGUGUUAUUCUUUAAAUCGAUGUCAAAACACAAAAUUUUGGCACACUCCUUGCUAAGAUGGCGGAAAUUGAAGGAGCUAUGGACGUCAGUUCCAGUCCUUUUCUAUUGUUUUUGUCUGCGCGGUUAACACGAAGCUGGCUUCACUUUUUGAUACGAGUUCUUUCUUCAUGGAGCUCGCUGGUAUAUGUGGGCGUUUCAGAGACUCUAAAUUUCAUAAUUUUCAUGGGGAAACAUGCCCCCAUACCCAUUUGCUUGCGCUGUAAUUUAAUAGCUUAUGCAAUAAAAAAUAGGGUUAAGCAUUAAAAUAACCCGAGAAUAUCAUCAAAAUAUAAAUUAAUGUUCCCUUGUUGUGACGAUCAGAGUUAUGCAUAUCCAAGAUCGCGAAUAUUUUUUAAACCAAGAACGAUAAAGAAAAUCUUUAUGAAGCUUAUGAAAUAUAUUGAAUCUCUCUUCUAAAUAGAUGAACUCUUUUAGAGUUCUGUUAGAAUCUAUUACUAUUUCCAUUUAACAUGAGUAUCAUUUUUCUUUUAUUUCCAGGCGAAUGCAACUGCAAAGGCGAUAGUGGUGGAACAGUUACAGAAUAUAUGAAAAAAGAUGAACCCACAACCCAGGUUGAAUGGGUAGUCCCAAUAUCAUGCACCGGGGGUGCUUCUUAUACCGUGUAUCCACCUGGUUCUAAAUCUGGAGAUAAAUUUGGCCCGGGCAAACAUGUGAUUACUUACUCGAGCUCGUACAUUAACAAUGCUGGAAAGAAUGUAGAUGUCAAAUGUCCUGUUCAGUUAAUUGUUGUCGGUAAGUGAUAAUAACUAAAGAUAUUUUACAACUUUUUAAUCAGUAUCUUACAAUUCGCAUAAAGAUUAUAAAAGGGGGAGCAUUGCGGGAUAGAUUCACUAAAAAGAAACGAACAAAUUGACAUAGAGAUGAUAAAAUAAUAAAUCUCGGGCAUUGAAGGAAAACUUCAGGCUUGCCAAAAUUCCAGGACAAAUUGAAGCUCGCUAUAACUGGGGGCAAAUUUGAGUUAUACCAUGCAGGAAGCAAAACCAAGAAAAUCCAUCAUUCACCUCUUGGCUACAAUUCAAGUAUUCAAUCCUGAUUUUAUCAACAGUCCUGACUUGUUGUACAUAUAUUUGUGACGAAAUUUUAAGAUGUUUUUAUAUCGUGGAAAAUGAUUAAAAUUUACGAAGACACCGCUCUUCUACCGUUUCAAGAUUUGCUUUGUAUUAAAAGUCCACGUAAUCUUGUUGAUUUUGAACUUUUAAUCCUCGUUUAAACUAUUGCUAGAAUGUUUUCAAAGUUGUAUAUAUUAUUUUCGUAAUUUCCCGCUCCUCCUAUAAACAUCUAUAUUGAAAUUUCGCGAAUUUUAGCCAAGAAAGGUUUGCUAUAAGCAUCACUUAAAAACGUAAUGAAAUGUUAAAAUGUUAAAAUACUAAAUGUUUAAAAUACUAAAAGUUUUAAAAAUUCUAAAAAUCCCUUUCGACACUAGUUCUAUAUUAAUUGGCGUUUACUAGUUUCGUCGUUAGACCUCUUCAGAACCCGCCAUUUUUUUUACGAAACUAGUAAACGCCAAUUAAUAGAACGAGUGUCAAAAGAGGUUUUUAGAAUUUUUAGAACUUUCAGUAUUAUAAACAUUUAGUAUUUUAACAUUUCGUUACGUUUUUAAGUGAUGCCUAUAAACAUCGCGGCUUUGCAUCCGGGAAUGAGAAUUUACAUCCCGGCAACGAGAUCUUAUAUAGCUAAUCAGAGAGCGUUAUUUGCCCCCAUUAGGAAGCUUCAAUUUCUCCCUCGAUUUUUCCUACAAUGCUCCACUCUAUUCUUUUAUAAUCUCUAUGGGUAUUGCGUUCAAUAAAUUCAGAAUAAAAUGGAUCAUAUAUAAAGGAAUAGUUUUAUCACUAAAUUCGGGUGUUUUGGUUCAUUUAUAGCCUGCUCGCAGCCCGAAAUUGUUCGGGCUGCGAGCAGGCUAGUUCAUUUAGGGCGACUGAAAGCUUCGUUUAUAUUCAUUUUAUUGUCGCUAGGAUUGUCACGGCAGUAUUGCUAUAGGAAGAUUUCAAUGUUGUCAAUUGGCGUGCGAUCAUACAUCCGGGACUUGCAAUCGCUGGCGAUUAUGACGCAACUCCUUGAAAAAUACAUGCAGUGCACCAUUGAAAAUACAAUAAAGGCACCUUUGCAGCUGGCCUAAAAAUCCUUUGCAUAACAAUAUCUGGAGGGCAAACAAAAUUGUGCUUUGUCUUACCCCUUUGUUCAAAUUUAAAAAUCCUACGGCUUUCCGUGCUUUCCAGUCACAUAUUGUUCUCGACUAGUUUUAGUUAACUGCAAAGAGCCUAUUUGUUCCUCGCGCAAUUUCCACGCAAUUUCCUCUAUGGCCAUUCAUGCAAUUUGGUAUGUGAUAGUUGUUUUAAUUUCUUUAUUUAGCCUGUGGAUGUCCUUCUGACAAUGCAGUCACUAUACGCUCACCCCUCGAUUCAACAAAGCCAAUUAGAUAUCCGGUCAGUUGGUCCAAACCUAAGCCUGUUUGCACGCCCAAAAUCGGUCAAAUCAAAUUAUUACGGAUACCCAAACAUAUUUGGGAGGAUUAUUCAGCUGGUCAAUAUACUUACACGUACAAGUACAGAGUGGCGGGCAAGUUUGAUCUAGAAUGUGAUGUGAAGUUUGCUGUCCCAUGA
This is a messenger RNA of Paramuricea clavata, 6254 nucleotides long. NCBI's taxonomy places the organism in Eukaryota, Metazoa, Cnidaria, Anthozoa, Malacalcyonacea, Plexauridae. The record is from the annotation of a GenBank genome assembly.